Corythoichthys intestinalis (scribbled pipefish) is the source of this 1294-nucleotide messenger RNA. RefSeq names its product ADP-ribosylation factor-like 8Ba (gene arl8ba). Gene Ontology annotation, cellular component: lysosomal membrane. NCBI's taxonomy places the organism in Eukaryota, Metazoa, Chordata, Actinopteri, Syngnathiformes, Syngnathidae. Gene Ontology annotation, molecular function: GTPase activity; GTP binding. Gene Ontology annotation, biological process: protein transport; anterograde axonal transport. The transcript is spliced from 7 exons. The record is from RefSeq and is a predicted model, not a curated record. Bases 89 to 649 code for a protein of 186 amino acids.
CCUCCCCUUCAGAGCUGGAAAAACCCAACCAAACAUCUGACAGGGAGCCUGAGGGAGGGAAGAGGCGAAGCACCACCGACUUCCCAAGAUGCUGGCACUAAUAAACCGGCUUUUAGACUGGUUCAAGUCUUUAUUUUGGAAGGAAGAGAUGGAGCUGACCCUGGUCGGCCUCCAGUAUUCGGGAAAAACGACGUUCGUCAACGUAAUCGCCUCAGGCCAUUUCAGUGAAGACAUGAUUCCCACAGUUGGAUUUAAUAUGAGGAAGGUCACCAAAGGAAACGUCACUAUUAAGAUUUGGGACAUCGGAGGACAGCCACGGUUUCGAAGCAUGUGGGAGCGCUACUGUCGCGGUGUCAAUGCCAUUGUAUACAUGGUGGAUGCAGCGGACCGUGAUAAAGUGGAGGCGUCGAGGAACGAGCUUCAUAAUCUAUUAGACAAACCUCAAUUACAAGGGAUCCCUGUUUUGGUGCUGGGGAACAAAAGAGACCUUCCCACCGCUUUAGAUGAAAAACAGCUCAUUGAGAAAAUGAAUCUGGCAGCCAUUCAGGACAGAGAGAUCUGUUGCUACUCGGUUUCCUGCAAAGAAAAAGACAACAUUGAUAUCACCCUUCAGUGGCUCAUUCAGCACUCAAAGUCCCGGAGGAGCUGAAAACGUUGGGGGGAGAUGUUGACGCCAGCUGUUUGCCAUGUAACCGUCUUGCCACGUCAGAUGUGUCCUUAAUUCACCAGAUGCACUCUUCUGCUUUUUGUUGUCGUUUCCAUUUGUAACAUCACCACCCACAAACUCUUGGGAAAUGCACUACCCCAAAAUGUAAUCUUCGAUACCAAAUGAAUGACAUGUAAUUGGCAUUAUUUGUCCUUGUGAACUUGUAUGAAGUGGCUCAUGAUAAUGUGUGGGUUUAAAUGGUCAAGCAGCCUUUUUUUGCCGAUCCAUUUUUCCCUCCAUGUACAUUUUUUUCAAUUAUUAUGCAGCCAAGCAGGUCUGUACAAAUAGUAUCCAGCUUGUAUGAUUUUUAACAGCGAUUGUGCGUAUGAAUAUAUGAUUCUAUUUAAAGUCUGAAUGAUCAAAAAUGACGUCUGUUGCAGGGUUGUGUUGUGUAAUGUACUCUGCUGUGUAAAAAGUAAGCCUCCCAGCAAUCCUUUUUGCGCUGAGAGCGUGGUGGACUUUAAAGUGCCUUGCGCAAACGUCUCAUGAAGCAACACGGCAUGCAAGUUGUUUGCCGCCGAAGGGGGAAAAAAACACCAAUCACUUCAAUGUAUUCAAUUAAAGGCUUGCUUUUUAAUUUAUGCAAUA